Messenger RNA from Iphiclides podalirius (scarce swallowtail), 4989 nucleotides. The record is from the annotation of a GenBank genome assembly. Lineage: Eukaryota; Metazoa; Arthropoda; Insecta; Lepidoptera; Papilionidae.
AUGUCGGGAAAAGCCUAUACAAUGAAAGAGAUGAAGGCUAUCGUAGAUUACUUGACACAAAGAAGAGCUUAUGGGGAAAUUAAAGGUAGAAAGAUGUGGAUGGACUUCGAAAAGUCAAAGUUUACAGAUAGAACCUGGCAAAGUUUGAAGGAAACGUUUUUAAAACGUAUACUGCCCGAUAUUCAUAACCCCUAUUAUCAAUUGACACUGACACAGAUAAGCAGUUUUAGGCAAGGGUAUGAUGUAGAAGCAAAACUUAACAACAAACUAGAAAUAAGAACUGUAAGUGAUGGAUCAAGCACUGAUGCUGUGCAACUGGAAAAUACUGAGCAGCCUAGUACUAGCAAUAAUAAAGAUGGCGAAGAAAAAUCAGGUGAGGAAAACAUAAAUUCACAGACUGUAUCACAUCACAGAUCUUCGGCUGAAACCAUAAUUUUGGAACCAUGUUAUGAAACAGCAGAAGAAAUUCAAAAAGACUUGGAAUCACCAAAGCAAGAUGAUGAGCCACAAAUGGAGAUUGCAGAAGACAUUGAAAUGGAGAAGGAGAAAAAUAAAUUGUAUGAUCAUAAAUUGGAAGACCCUCUUGAAAUAAGUUCGGAAACGGAUGAUCUCAGUAACAAUGCAGAUAUGGACAAACCCAGUGACAAUGAACAAAAUAUAGAUGGAAUAAACAAAAUUGAGAAAUCAUUAAAGGAUGUUGAAAAAUCAAUAGAUAAUAUGGAAAAAUCAACCCAUGAAAAUUCCGCACAGAAUGUCACUGAAUGUUCUAAAGUUAUUGAUAGUGCAGCCAAUAAUGCAGAAAAAACACCUCUUCCAGAUAAUGAAACUGAAAAUGCUUUGAAAAUUUAUACCCAAAAGAAUGAUAAAGAAAUAGAUCCUAACAAUGUAGAAAAAGUAUCAUUCUCUCAAAAUACAUGCACGCAAAACUUUUCCAAUGCCACUACUGAUACUUUAAUUCCAAAUAAUCAAGAGGAAUUAAGUACUAAAUCAGAACCUGUCAAUAAAAAUACUAGCGAAGAAUUGCAUUCACAGAAUAUGGGGGAAAACGCAAAAAAACAUAGAAGAAAACGUGCAAUUUCGCAAGAGCCAACAUUUUCGAAACAGAAAAGGCGAUCAUUGGUUCUUAAUUCAAAACCAAUGUCAGUAUCUGAUACUGAUGCUGGUAAAAAACAAGCUGAUGAAAUUAAAAAGAAUAUUGAAUUAUCAGUAACAUCUGCUCACAUUGAGCAAUGCAGAAAUUUGCAAACAUCUGGCACCAGAAAUAAAACAGAGAAUGUUAAAAAGCAGAUUCCAAAAGAAAUAGAGGCAAUAACUGAAGAUGUAAAUGAGGAGAAUAUUAACAAAGGCAUAACUGAGAGUACCAAAAAUCAUGGCAAAAAUGAAGAAACUCUUGUUGACUCACAAAAUAACCUUGAAUCGGAUGUUGAUAAUCCCUGCUUGAAAAGUGUAAGUCUCUAUGAUGAACAGUUUACUUCAAAUAAGUACAGCGAGUCAAGUGAUGACGUUGUUACAAAGAAGACAUGCGCACGGAAAGAAUGUAGUGCACCCAAGAAUAAAGAUUUGAGAGAAAUAGAAGCAGUUUCAACCAAAUUAAGAUCAGAUUACGAAAAAGAUGACCCUGAAAAGAAGAAGAAAGCAACGCCCAUGGUCCAUGCACUUAAUUCAGAAAGGAAAAGGGCUUUAUCUAACGUUUUUGGAUUUUCUAGCGGUGCAGUUCCGUCCGGUCGUAAGAGGCGAGUUAGUUAUCAGAAUAGAACUCGUCGCCAAUCACACAACAAAGCCAGUUCUGGUUCGAGUGAAUGGACAUCAGAAUCUGACAUAGAAUUUGUAUCGCCACCACGCGGGCGUAGGAACAGGCAAGCAAAGAAGUACCUGAAACCGAGACCUGCCCGAAUUCUAUCUUUGGAAGAAGAGGGUGGUUUGUUUGUGAUGUAUGGAAAGAAGAUUUAUCCGGUGGUGAAGGAUGGUAAAAUUAUGAAGAACUACGUCACUUAUGCACCAGAGCGAGAUUCAGAGGAUGAGGAUGAAUCAUUUUGGAAGUUAAAGUACAUAGAGGAAAAGAAGAGAACAGCACAAUUAACAAAAUUGUUAAACCAAACGAAUGAUGACGCUCAGAAAUCGAACGAGAAAGCCUUGUCACACAAUCAAAAUCCAAGUCCUAAAAAGCGAAAGCUUUUAGAAGAUGAAACUGAGACUGAAAAAACAAAGACUGUACAAGUCAAUGUUCCCAAAGAAGCUGGAGAAGAUCCAAAGAGAGCAUGUAUUGAGGAGAAGACUUUAAAAAUUAAAAUAACUAAACAAGAUGAGGAGGUACAGUUAGAAGGUCAUUGGUCGCAAAUUCAUCCAGUUUUCGAUCGUGUAGUGCAAAUAUUUCACAAGGAACCCAAAGCACACGAGGCCAAAGCAAAUGAACCUAAGGCUGAUGGACCAAAAGCACAAGAAUCCAAAGCACAUGCAUUGCCAGAUCCCGCAAUUGAACAAUGUAAAACUGUUUCCAGUGGGAUAUCCACACCACUAAUUGCUGUUCCAGAUGAUGAGGUGCAUGAAAAAGUAAAUAAACUAGAAACAGAGAUAUUUCAAAAAAUCAAGGCCCUCGACAGUGAAGAAUUGAGCCCCUCGCCCCAAUUACCUGCUCCACCAGAACCUCAAAUAAUCAAAAGAGGACCUGGGCGGCCGAAAAAACAUAGUAUAACACCGAACAUAGCUGCACCGGAAAAUCCUGGAAGGAAAUCAAAAAAUGCGGACCCAGAGAAGUUGCUUGUUGAGGAAAAUGCAGUGAAGGUGUCACCGGCUGAAGUAGAAAAUGUUAAAAGCCCAGUGACAAGACAAAAGAGAACACCGAAAAAAGUGCUUCAUGAAAGCACGGAGAGAAAUGACAGCAAUGUCAUAAACACAAGAACAAGAAGAUCAAAAGAUUUACAGCCAGAAGAAGUGGUGAAUGAGGAAACUGAGGUCCGAUAUAAAUUUCCGUCUCCAUCUCCACCAGCUAAGAAGAGCUACAGGAAAUCGGGUGCCAACAAAAUUACGAAGCAACAAAAAACUAAUAAAAGAUACAUCAAGAAAUCACCCGCCAUAUUUGCAUCGCCCGAUAAUGUAUCGAUAGACUCUAUAGAAAGCAGUCAGGGCUACCAGGACUCCGACAUUAGCCCAACUUUAUGUCUUAGAAAGAAGAAAAAACUCACCGCCACGUUUCACGGAAGAGGGAAAUAUCACAGUCGAUUUAAUACGCGUAGAAGAACGCAUUGGCAACUCGACGACAUGUUCGAUCAAUCUAGCAACUCUUGUCCGGAUUUCGGUCAGAAAUCGACAUUUUCUCAUAAAUCGAGCAGUUCGGAAGCUUAUCGUUCCGACUCUUACCAGUUACUGAUGCCGAAAAUCAGAAAUACCUUCGAUCGUUUGGCUAAAAUCGACGAAGUUAACUCCAACGAGCAGGGCGCCUCAGAAGUUGCUCUCCGCGACAAUAAUGUCGGUGCCCAUGAAGGCGAUAGACCUAAUAAGGAUAAAUCGCCUUUAGUUGGUGACGUAACGGAUGUGGACAACUCUAGCAAUGUAACGUUCCCUCCAUCGCCUGUUCUGUCCAUAGUUGAAAACAUAACCAUAAGCAACAGUGCAUUGAACAGUAUUAACGAUAAUGUGGACGAAGAAAACGCACAUAAUGACACAAAUGGAGCGUGCAAUAGCGGCGAUUUUAAAAUAACCGACGUAGAUGUUUCCAUGCCUCUAAUGCAACAGGAUUGUGGCCUCCAAACGAAUGCUCAGAAUGUCGCACCGCAGAGCGACGCCGCAAACAGUCUGCCGGCAGUUAUAACCGAAUCGUUCAUAAAUAAAAUUUGCACGGUAAACAUCGAGGACAACCCGACUUUAUCGGAGACGAUAAAUCAAAAACUGCGCAACCUUUUGUUGGAAAGCGCUAAGAAAAUAGAACGGAAAUCCCUGAUAGCAGAGACCGCAAGCGAUAAAAUGGAAAUAGACACGACCCAAACGGAGGCAUCCAACCAGACUAGAUCGAAGAAACGCUGUUCCACACCGCUGAAACGAAGCAGAACCACGAAGAAUAAGUCGAAAAAACCUGGAACGGCACCAUCCAUUGAAGAAGAGCAUACGGAGUGUUGUUCGCAUAGCGGAAGAAAGUCUUGCCCGCCGUUAAUCCAAAAUCCCGGUGACGUCGCUAAUAGCGUCGCUCGGAGCGAAACCACAACAGACAGUACGAAAGAAAAACAAAGAAAAGGCAGAAAGAGAAAUGAGAACGUGAUCAAGGUGAAAAUUCUCAGGCCUAGAGCUAGGACAAGUUCGAAAGAGACUAACAUUGAGAACACGAAUCGAAAAGCGGUCGAGUCUGUGCAUGGUGACAGCGGGAUAAACGAUACUAUAACGAGCGUUCUAUCGCAAGGACACGACAGCGUUGACCUCAUACACAACCAUUCGGAAACGUGUCUACAAGCAAACGAUUGUGUCGGAGACAGCGUUGAGUUCAUAGAGAACGGGACAAAGUCCGUGAUAUCCCUGGACUCAAGCUCAGAUCAAUCGGAAACGGGGAGAGCUUUCCGCAUAAACUGUGAUUCCGGUCAACACACCCAGCUGGAAAUUUUGGACUGUAAUGCUUUCGGACGGAUGCGAUUUAAUAAUGCGGAGGAUGGUGAAGUAGGGACAUACCAUACACCGAUGAACAGCGAGCUUUCCCCCACUAGUCUUAUGACGGAGGAUCUGUCCGAUCCCGAGAUGGGGGAUGCCGAUGUUAGAGCCUCGCACCCUUCCAAAUGGUACCUUCUAUCCGAAGACGAAACGACGAACACGAAUCUCGCCGUUCACACCAAUAGCAACGUCGGCUACGGCUCCGACCUCAACCGACUCUUCCCCAUCGCCUGUGCCGUGCCGGACUUGUCGACCAUAACGGAGAUGUCCAACGAUAAAGCCUCCGUUGCAGGAAGGGGCACGCAAAGUGGUUCAUUCUCACAAUUCGUGUUCGACACUAAUUUUGAUAGCAAUUUC